GGCUAAUUAGUACUCUGAGAACCCGAACAUUCGGCCAUAGUGGCAAUAUGCAAUGUUUCCCAUAUUAGGCAAGGCUAGCGAUGUUCCUGCGAGGGCUAUAUAAAGCCGGGAGAAAUGCUACAUAGUUCAAACAAGAAUACAACUCCUGACAAAUACAAGUACAACAAUGGCUCUUACUAAGGAUACACGUCUCCCAUUGAACAACGGUAAAACAAUUCCAGUUAGUGGGUUUGGUCUUUACCAAACACCACCAGAACAAACAAGAAAGCUUACAUAUGAGGCAUUGCAAGUUGGCUACAGACACAUUGACAGUGCAAGAGCCUACAACAACGAAGCCGAGGCGGCUCAAGGUAUUGCUAACUUUUUGAAAGAUUAUCCAGAUGUUAAGAGGGAGGACAUCUUCUUCACAACAAAGGUUUUCAGUCGUGAUCCCCGUACCUAUGACGAAUUCGUUUCCGAUAUUGAAGAUUCCUACAACAAGAUCAAGGAUUCCAUUGGGUACAUCGAUCUCUUCUUGGUUCAUGCACCACUUCCAGAUAAGAGUACAAGACUUGCAGUGUAUGAAGCACUUCAAGAUGCUGUUGAAAAGGGCUACACCAAAUCUAUUGGUAUCUCUAAUUAUGGUGUUCGUCAUGUUGAGGAACUUUUCGCCUGGGACAAGUUUAAAAUCAAGCCGGUCGUUAACCAAUUGGAAUUGCAUCCUUGGUUGCCACGUAAAGACCUCCAAGAGGCUGGAAAGAAGUAUGGCUUUUUGCUAGAGGCAUACUCCCCUCUGACUCAAGGUAAGAAGUUGGAUGCUCCUGAGCUUGUGGAAAUUGCAGAGAAGCAUGGUAUCAGCACGGCUGAUGUUUUGUUGGCGUGGAGUUAUGAGCAAGGAUUCGUUCCAUUGGCGAAGACUGUUCAUACCGAGAGAAUCAAAACCAACUAUACCGUCUUGGACAGAGUCACCUUGGAUGAUGAAGAUAACAAGCUGCUCGAGAAGCCAGAAUCGUACGAAGUUCUUACUUGGGAUCCUACUGUUACCCCAUAAACUGCUUGACUUUUAAACUUAUUCUUUUACGUAUAUAGCAUCGAUUAUCACACUGUUGGAUGCGCAAUA
Molecule: messenger RNA, 1099 nt
Organism: Williopsis jadinii
Lineage: Eukaryota; Fungi; Ascomycota; Saccharomycetes; Phaffomycetales; Wickerhamomycetaceae
Product: aldo/keto reductase family protein
Exons: 1
Coding region: 167-1030 (287 amino acids)
Molecular function (GO): oxidoreductase activity
Source: RefSeq, a predicted model, not a curated record